Molecule: messenger RNA, 1862 nt
Organism: Phialemonium atrogriseum
Lineage: Eukaryota; Fungi; Ascomycota; Sordariomycetes; Cephalothecales; Cephalothecaceae
Product: P-loop containing nucleoside triphosphate hydrolase protein
Exons: 1
Coding region: 130-1701 (523 amino acids)
Biological process (GO): mitotic spindle disassembly; autophagosome maturation; retrograde protein transport, ER to cytosol
Cellular component (GO): VCP-NPL4-UFD1 AAA ATPase complex; nucleus; cytosol
Molecular function (GO): polyubiquitin modification-dependent protein binding; ATP binding; ATP hydrolysis activity
Source: RefSeq, a predicted model, not a curated record
CCCAAAACUUCCUCCCCUUUUGUCCUUUUCGUGGUUGACCCGUCUUAUUGCUCCAGAGUUUUCCAAGCAUUGCUACAGCUUCACCAUUCGCACACGUUCGUACCGCCAAAAAUCUCGGUUCAAGACACCAUGUUCGAGGACGCCGAUCACGGAAGGGCCUACGAGCUCUGGCUGCAGCACAACAAUAUGCAGCAGACCAACACGGAGCUCGUGGUGCUCGACUUCCUCCGCACCACCUAUCCGAACCACCAUGUCACAGUUAGCAACCCAUCGAAAUGCGACCUCCUCGGCUUCGCCGCUGCUGGAUUCGCAACGGCGACGCAGAAAGACAAUUGCUUAGACCACGCUGUCCGCACAUACAAGGCGCCUGGGUACAGACUGGAGAAGGACGCAGGCAAGGUCGAAGACGAUCUCCAUUUUGGCUCCUGGCUGUACAGCUGGAACGACGACGACUAUCUCGUCUACCAAGCCGAGUACCAGGACCGCUGGGCGCGCGACAUCAAGUUGCUCUACGUCUUGCACCCGUUCGAGCCGGAGAAGCGCCACAACGCCGCCACGGAUGCCUUACUCCUGGAGGCCGGGAAGUGGACCAGGGAGCUCCACGGCGAGAUCUACGUCUUCGACAACGCCGAGUGGAAGAAAUCCAAGGGGCUCUGGAAGAGCGUCCAGGGCGCGUCGUGGGAGGACGUGAUCCUCGACGCCGACAUGAAGGCUGGCCUGAUCGCAGACGUGCAGGACUUCUUUGACGCGCAGGAGGCCUACCGCUCCAUGAAUGUUCCGUGGAAGCGCGGCGUGAUCCUCCACGGCGUGCCCGGAAACGGCAAGACCAUCUCCAUAAAGGCGCUGAUCAACUCGCUGGCUGGGCGCGAGGACCCCGUUCCCUCGCUGUAUGUCAAAUCUCUCGAUGCCUGCGCCGGGCCCAAGUGGUCGAUCCAGGAGAUAUUCAAGAAGGCAAGGACUAUGGCUCCAUGCCUUCUCAUCUUCGAGGACCUCGAUAGCAUGGUCACCCCCAAGACUCGCAGCUACUUCCUCAACGAAGUUGACGGCUUGGAGUCCAACGAGGGUAUCCUCAUGAUCGGGUCGACGAACCAUCUCGACCACUUGGACCCGGCCAUCACCAAGCGACCUAGCCGCUUCGAUCGCAAGUACCACUUCAAGCUUCCGGACGAGAAUGCACGCAGCGCGUACAGCCAGUACUGGUGCAACAAGUUUGCCAGUUCCGAGAAGGUCGACUUCCCCGAAACAAUCUGCCCGCUCAUUGCCAAGAUGACUCCUGGCUUCAGCUUUGCGUACCUGCAGGAGCUGUUCGUUGCGUCGCUGCUGACUCUAGCCCGGGGAACCUACGACGAAUCGGACCAAGACGAAGUGCCCCAGAGCAGCGGCGACGACAGCUCCAGUUCCGGCUGGGACGCCGUCACUGCCGAGAAAGAGGACAAGGGCGAGACGGCGGAGGCGGUGAAGGGACCGACUGAGGAAGCAAAGGCCGCUCCUCCUAAGGCGAAGAUGGUCAUGCCCCAGGUCGAGAUCCCGGACAUUUUGCAGGGCAAUGUCCUUCUUCGGAUCGUCAAGAAGCAGGCGUCCACGCUGAUGGAAGAGAUGGACAACACUGAUGGUGUGCCGGCAAAGAAAGAAUUGGCCUGUGAUGAUGUGGGAGAACCGCCGAUAUUCUCCCCUGCUUGGCUUGCUCUCCGGGCCCGUUGAGCAUGGUGGCGGCAAAGAAUGUACCUUACCUUGUCUUUGCAAUGACUUUGUGGCAGGAUAUUGUGGACGGUCAACGUAGAGUAGGGUACAUGUUAUUUGGUUUAUUUAUCAACCUCUAAAUAAUGAAGUGAUGUUCACAUGUACCGCGCACCAAACUCGGC